Molecule: messenger RNA, 2718 nt
Organism: Apodemus sylvaticus (European woodmouse)
Lineage: Eukaryota; Metazoa; Chordata; Mammalia; Rodentia; Muridae
Gene: Fstl1
Product: follistatin like 1
Exons: 11
Coding region: 140-1060 (306 amino acids)
Biological process (GO): multicellular organism development; cell differentiation; regulation of BMP signaling pathway
Molecular function (GO): protein binding; calcium ion binding
Source: RefSeq, a predicted model, not a curated record
GGGAAGGAGGGGUCUUAAGGGGCGGCGAGCCCAGGUCGGACUUCCUCGGAGCCUGGUGAUCAGCCGCGCUCCCACCUAUCCCUCUAACUCGCUGCCGCCACCCUGCCCAGUGUCCUCCGGAGUCCCGGACCCGAGCACGAUGUGGAAACGCUGCCUGGCGCUCGCGCUGGUGACCAUCGUCCUGGUCCACGGCGAGGAGGAACCAAGAAGCAAAUCCAAGAUCUGCGCUAACGUGUUUUGUGGCGCUGGCCGGGAAUGUGCCGUCACGGAGAAGGGGGAGCCCACGUGCCUCUGCAUUGAGCAAUGCAAACCUCACAAGAGGCCUGUGUGCGGCAGUAAUGGCAAGACCUACCUCAACCACUGUGAACUUCAUAGAGACGCCUGCCUCACCGGAUCCAAGAUCCAGGUUGAUUAUGAUGGACACUGCAAAGAAAAGAAGUCUGUGAGUCCAUCCGCCAGCCCCGUUGUCUGCUAUCAAGCUAACCGUGAUGAGCUCCGACGUCGCAUCAUCCAGUGGCUGGAAGCCGAGAUCAUUCCAGAUGGCUGGUUCUCUAAAGGCAGUAACUACAGUGAGAUCCUAGACAAGUACUUUAAGAGCUUUGAUAAUGGUGAUUCUCACCUGGACUCCAGUGAAUUCCUGAAAUUCGUGGAACAGAAUGAAACAGCCAUCAACAUCACCACGUAUGCUGACCAGGAGAACAACAAACUGCUCAGAGGCCUCUGUGUGGAUGCCCUCAUUGAACUAUCUGAUGAGAACGCUGACUGGAAACUCAGCUUCCAAGAGUUCCUCAAGUGUCUCAACCCAGCCUUCAACCCUCCUGAGAAGAAGUGCGCCCUGGAGGACGAAACCUAUGCAGAUGGAGCCGAGACCGAGGUGGACUGCAAUCGCUGUGUCUGUUCCUGUGGACACUGGGUCUGCACAGCAUUGACCUGUGAUGGAAAGAAUCAGAAGGGGGUCCCGACCCACACAGAGGAGGAGAAGACAAGAUAUGCCCAGGAACUCCAGAAGCAUCAGGGAACAGCGGAAAAGACCAAGAACGGAAACACCAAAGAGAUCUAAGAAGAGGCAUGUCGUCGCACCGGGUCCGGAGCCCAGCACCUCCUCUUCAGGGCUGAGCCCGGUACACACCGAGUCCGCAGCAAUCACCAAAUCACCAGUAUUUGCUUGUAUGGCAGCGAAUCUUAUUUUGUUUGUUUUGCAGUAAAGGAAAUGAGGGCGGCCAGCUAGCGAGGGAAGGCCACAGCCUUCAUCUCUAGGAAUGCUUUAAGAGAAACUAAAGGGUACCUGGGGGAGGGCGGUGGGAGGGGGAGGCAAGCAAGGAAACAGCGUGGGGUUGGCAGGGGAGCAGAGGCAGGUCUGAGGGAAGCCUUUCUGGGGUCCCAGCAGCCGCGGGGAGAGUCCAGGAAAAACAUGGGAUGUCAGGGGAAGCACUGAGCUGGCCCUACGGAGGAAGUGGGGGGAGCAUUGUGGGGGGAAACCCUGCCGCUUUGACCCUUGUCGCCACUGUCAGCAUGACCGACCUGCAGCAAAUCUGCUUCUCCUUUUGGUCCCAACAGUCACCGUCUACACGGCCCCCCACUAGUUACGGUCUCCCCUCAGGCUUGGAUGGAGUUUCCUGGAGGGUGUGUUUAAAUGAUGCAGAUUCGUAUGUACUUCAAGCGCCAUGGAGACCUAACCAAAAUUUUAAAAUACAUUUUUCUUUUUUUACCAAAGGUGCUAUUUCUCUGUAAACAGACUUUUUUUUUCCGCAAGCUGACUUCAUUCCUCAGUUAUUACCAUUAUAUUAUUGUUUUUUUUUAAUAUUUCAUUUUUUGACUAGAUAUUAAGCUUUUGUAAUUAUGUUUUCAUUAGUCCUACCAUUUCAGAAGUGAAGAUGAAAGGAGUUUGGGCAUUUUUCCAGGUACAGGGAACUCUGUAACACAGGCGACCCCUUACCCUGCCACAUUACUAGACUGGAUGCAGUCCAGAGCUACCGCACUCCCACCCAGGGCUUCCAGAAGAUCAGCCACGAAGCACGAGAGGCCCCUCAGACAGAAGCCAUAGGACACAGCAUCUUCAUAGACGGUUGCUGAGAUCCAAAAAGUUAACCUGGUUUUGUUUCGUGUAAGACGUCCCAAGUGUGGAAGCGCAGGCUAUCCCAGCCUGCUGUGAUCUGUGGCUAACUGGCAGAACACGCGACUGCGGGCCUGGCUGCUCCGAUUUCUGGGUGUCCGUUUCCUUAGUGAACUGAGAAGAAUGCAUCUUGGGGUUUAAUAAAUGGUAGUUUGUGGUUUAGGCAACUGGUCUGGAGAGAGCUAAGGUGUCCUGUGAUGAGCUACUUUCUCCUUAGGAUAGAUGAAUUCAUACCAUAAGAAAAGACAGCCAGGAAUAGCAAUGCCAGGUUUUGCUUUGGUAGAAACAAUCCUAGCAGGUGGCUGGGUGUGAGGACUUCAUGGUCACCCAGGGAGGGAGUGCGAAGGACAGUUAGCAGCUUCCUUAGCAGUGGUGCACAAUAGUGCAAUCUCUGGAGUCAGAGGAUUCCGCGUACAGGUGAUGAUACACGUUUUCGGACUUGAGAGCGGUUAAAACUGGAGAUUGAAUCUGGAUUGAGUUUUAACUCAGCACCAGGGGAGAAACUGUGGUUGAAAGUCAAUCCUUUCUUUGGGCCUCUGAUUCUCGGACUCCCUUAUUGUCCUGUUUCGUGUGCAUUUAACAUAGCAAAAAAAAAAAAAUCAAAA